Molecule: messenger RNA, 7085 nt
Organism: Pocillopora meandrina
Lineage: Eukaryota; Metazoa; Cnidaria; Anthozoa; Scleractinia; Pocilloporidae
Source: the annotation of a GenBank genome assembly
UGCUGAUCCGUUAUUACCGAGUGUGACUCUAUUCCGGUGUCGCGCCGACCGUUUUGAAGUGGGGUUAUUUUCUAAUAACUUCUACGAUAACUUUAACUCAUUUUCUACGCGAUGGCUAUAGAUGCUUGUAAUAGUGGGACCUUAUUGCUGCCAUUUCUCGACGAAUCUGGGUGGAAUCAAAAAUUAAGGGCGUUUGUAUACCUGAUAGCGCUGUUAUGGUGUUUCAUGGGAAUCGCCAUUGUCGCCGAUGUCUUCAUGUGCGCGAUUGAAACGAUUACAAGCAAAACGAAAGAGGUCAAGGUACCGAAACAAGACAAUCCAAGCGAAAUGGACGUCGUGGAGAUUCGAGUAUGGAAUGACACCGUCGCUAACCUAACGUUGAUGGCUUUAGGGUCAUCAGCGCCGGAGAUUUUACUAGCUAUUAUAGAAAUAGUUAUUCUGAAUAAAUUCGAGGCAGGUAAACUUGGGCCGAGCACGAUUGUUGGCUCGGCAGCGUUCAAUCUUCUCGUGAUCACUGGAGUUUGUGUGAUGAGUAUUCCUACCCAUGAACAGCGUAGGAUCAAAGCUAUCAAAGUGUUUGCAGUGACAGCUAGCUUCUCAAUGUUAGCUUACAUCUGGUUGUAUUUAGCGCUCAGUGCAAUUACGCCCGACGUAAUCGACCUUUGGGAGGCAAUACUCACAUUUCUACUAUUCCCGAUUCUGGUUGUAGUGGCUUACAUUGCCGACAAGGAGUAUUGUUGCCCUGGGAAAGUCCAACCUCAAGAUCCAGGAGUCCUCGAAUUGGGUAAGUACUACUUAACUUUACUUAACAAGCUGAAAUGUUCUCCUUGUUAUUUUAAUACAGGGAUAAAAUUUCAGGAUUACGCAAAAUUUCGAUUGCUUUGUUUACCUUAAUUUUGAACUGGACGAUUUCUCUUUUCAACACUAACCCCAUUCGCAUUGAAAUUGUAAUUUUUUUAAUUCGUGAAGGAAAUCAGAAAUGUGUCUUGAGUUAAUGUUGUUAGUUUGCCUAGAGAACCAUGUUGCUAAGUGUUUUGUCGAAAAAUACACUGGUUGUUGAGGAUAAUCUGCAAUUAUCUGUUCCGUGCACAUUUGAAUAAAAAGUGUAAUUUUCGGUUAUAAAGAAUAAUUAUUCAUUCCCACCUUACGUUUAAAACAAGUAGCAAUAUGUUUUUUCUAAUGAAGUUUCAGUUGCGAUUUCAUUUCACGUCAAAAAAGGAGAAGAAAUUGCUAGAAAUUUAAAUGUGCUAAGAUCUGUUGCUAGCGCACGAAAACCAUUAAUUUGUUCAGCUGUCAUACUCAGAGUUACCUCAACGUCAAAUAGGGAUUAUUUACAUAUUAGAAGCAGCUCUUUGCAGGAGACCGUUAAUUUUUGCAACCGAAUACCAAAAUAAAACUUUUCACCAAUUACAAAAAAUAUAUAUAUAUAUAUAUAUAUAUAUAUAUAUAUAUAUUAUUGCCUUUGCAUUAUAAAUUAUCAGAACAUAGGCAAUUUACGUUAUAGGGCUCUAUUUAAAGGUAAAGUGUCAAUGACUAAAAUUAAUUGGAAAAAUUGAGAAUUGUUCGCAUGCAGGUGCUGUAACUCUAUGCAAAUCCACUGUCUAGUUUGACAUGACAAGGGAUAUUUUUUUUGUAAACAGGAAAUAUGGAUACAGCCAUUAACAGUGUGUUUCAAAGAUCUGAAAAGUUGACAUAAAAUGAUUUUGUUACAAUUUUUGAAAUUUGUCUCAAAGGGAUAACUAUGGGAUUUGGUUUCCCCACAUGAGAUUUUGAACAAGAACACUCAUUAACCAGUUGACAAUCAGGAUUGUUAUCUAACUAAUUAACAGGAUCACAAAAUGUGUUACCCACAUAAUUUGCAUCAUUGGAACUAUCUGGUGGUUCUACAGUUUUUAAAAUUGGUUUGCUUGUUACCUGUCAGUUUACUGUUUUCACCAAUUUAUCAAAUGCCAAUUUCAUUUUGACAAUGAAAGUGCAGUUUGACAUACUUGCAUAUUUACAAGUCAAGGGAAAAAAUAAGAUAUUAAAAACAUUUUGUAUAUACAUACUGUCUGUACAAGUUUGCUUUUACAAAUUUUUAUUCAUUAUGAUUAUUUCUAUGUUGACUAUGCCAUGAGGAUUUGGUUGUUGUAUUUUGGGUGGUUGUACUUUGUGCUUGGUAAUUUUUUUGGGAUCUUAACUGGUGGAGGACAAACCAAUUGACUUUGUACAUGUAAGGUACAUUUACAGAGUUUGAGUGGGAUGUCUGUUACAAAAAAAGAAGAAUCUGUUGAAUGUCACAUGGAGCUGGAGCAAAGAGCAGCAGAUUCUAAAGUUUUAUGUGCUCUGAAACACUCCAUUAGGCUGCAUCUGCUUAAAAUGCAAAUGAUUCACAGCAGGUUCUACUGUCUUCAGUUAUUUUGUUUUUCAAAUUCAGUGUCCAGAGGGAUUGAAAGGGUAUGGAUAUUUACCGUUUCAUUCUUUUCAUCUCAGACAAUACACAUAGCAGUACUGCAGAGUAAGGCUCUGUUCAUAAUAAUAGGGCCUGUGAAACCAGACUGCCUGUAGCUUCCCUAAUGGCUAGGGAAAAAAAUUAAUUUCUCAAGAAAAAAGUUUGUAUGUGUCUGAACCUAUACGAACAGGUAUAAAAAAAUAUGCUCUUUUUCAUCAAUUCUGCUUUAGAGAAGGAAGGAAAAAAAUUAAUGUAACUGGUGGAUGGGGGAACUCUUUUAAAGUGUUAUAUUUUUUGAAAUGUAGCUAACACUGUAUUUGUGUAUUUGCCUUAUACAGCUGAGGGUGCUAAAACACUGUCCACCCCUACACAUGAUCCAGAGGUUGAAAGUUUUAUCAAGGUAACUUUCUUUUCAACAGUUUUUUGGUGUGCCAUUGAGAGUUAUUAGGAAAAAUAUUUUUACUUUUGUACUUUAGGAAGUGAGCAGGAAUCCCGAUCUGUCAGAGGAUGAUGCAGCAAUGCUUGUUGCCGCACAUAUUAAAUCAAGGCAACCAAAGAACUACGGGUACUACCGAGUGAGUGCCAUUAGGGAUCUGGGAGGCAGUCAUAAACUGAGACCAAAGAUGGACCCCAAACUUAGAGUGGUACGUAGCUAAGCUUUUUACGGAUAGAGCCUGUCACGAUUCCUCUCAACAGAUGUCAACAACUAACGAUAAAAUGCAAAGGAUUUAUUCAGAAUAUGAACACAGAAAAUUAAUCUAAUCUAGAGAAGCUUGUGAAUAUUUUCUAAUCCAAACUUUAUAAUAAGAUAUAUUUUUUAUUGUUAUAACAGAUUUACGAAGAAUUGUCGGAGGUUGGUUUUUCUUCAUCUGGAGCUACUGCCAUCAUGAGUCAUGCCUUAGGUGAGUACAAGAAAGCCUAUCCGAAGGACCAACCCUGAAAUCUCCUACGAGGGAGCAAUCUCCCAUGGGGGAGCAAGAUCCCCAUGCCUUAUGGGCCAUUUUCCCCCCUCAGUCUAAUCUUAUUUCAUUGAUUGCAGCUGGUAAAGUACAACCUGCUCGUGUGGAGUUUGCUGCUCCGGAAUUUGCUGUCCUAGAGAGCGACAAAAUUGUCAAGAUUGGUGUGAAAAGAUCUGGAAACACGAAAAUUACAGCCAGUGUAAAGUAAGAACGUUUAACCCUUACACGUUAAAAAAUUCCUAGAUUACGAGCAAGGAGCGUUUGCUGUGCAAAUUUAUACUUCUUCAAUUGGCCUAAGAGAAACGUGGUUUGAAGCCCAAAUCGAAAACUGGAACAAAUUGAUGUAGUUUUGCAAAAAAUCUCCAGAAGCAUUGCUCGUCCUUAGGGUUCAGUUGUUCGAAGGCUGAUUAGCGCUCGCUCAAGGUUAAUUCUUAUUCCGGAUUCCUUAAUUCCUUUGUUCAAAAGCCUUUUUUAGAUAAUUUUUUGUUUUUCUUCUAGGGCAUCCAUUCAUCAAAUUGUAGCCAAAGAAAUUGUACUGAAUUUUCUUUUAAAGCUUUCAGGUCUGAAAUCAGAUUUCACAAUUACCCUGGGUUAUUUUAACCCAAUUACGAACAAACCGGCCCCGGGGUACAACUUGCAAUAUUGAGUUACUCACAUCCCGAAACUUGGAUGACUAAAUCAAGCUGAUAUGUUGACUCUCAAAUUUUGCGCUCUUUUGUCAGUGAAAUGUGCUCAAGUAUUAAGAAACGAAUAUAUAUUGUUACUUUUUCCCACAGCUAUGAGACUAUAAACGGCACAGCCAUGGCUGGAUCUGACUACGAAGCCAAAAGAGACGUGCUUGUCUUCCAACCCGGUGAAAACUUGAAACAUAUCAACAUUACUAUCAUCGAUGACAACGAAUGGGAAGAGAACGAAGUUUUCUUCUUGAAAUUGGCCAGAUUUGACUACAAGGACGACACUGUUGAGAUAGGAGAACAAAGCAUUACUGAAGUCACUAUUAUAAAUGAUGACGGUGAGUUGGGUCUAGAGUAAGUUAAAACGCGAAUUAGCUACAGAUGUGUUCAUCGAAAAAUGAAACACGCUAUUUGCGCUCUGCAACAUCAGCUAGCAAAACACAUUAUGGCAAGUUUUUUUUUUAGACUCAAUUUCCUACACAGCUCAUGUAGAAUGCGCUGAUAUUCUUUUCGUUUGAUUUUCAGAACCCGGAACCUUUUCACUGGAGAAUCCAAGCUUUGUAAUUAAAGAGAGUAUUGGUAAAGCUUACAUCAAAGUCAACCGCACCCAGGGUACAGACGGGAGGGUGGAGGUCACUUGGAAAACCACGGAUCAAACGGCAGUAAACGGCAAAGAUUACCAUGGAGGGUCUGGCACAUUGGUCUUUGAACACGGCGAACAAGCAAAAUCAAUUGCAAUAGACAUUAUCGAUGAUAAAGACUUUGAGAAAGACGAAACGUUUCUUGUAGAACUCAUCAAAACCUCAGCAGGAGCAGAGAUAGGUCAUAUUCGAAGCGCUGCGGUCAAUAUUGUGAAUGAUGACGGUAAGCAAUAAUAGACUUUCUUGUUAUGCUUUCUGAUAGUUUGAUAGAUAUUUGUAAAAUUGGAGCUUUAAUUUGCAUUAAAAAUUUGCACGCUAUAAUUAUCAUUACUAGUGUUUUUAUCGUGAUUGUUAAUCAUCACCAUUCUACAGUUCUAAGAUUGAGAGCUACACUAACGAACAAAGCGUCAAUACGACGAUUCUGUUAAUAAAAUCUGGAUUUGGACAAAGGCACAAACAGCCAGCCACGAUUAUUCACCCAUAAUUCGCUUAUAUUAUUUCAACAACUUCGUUAAAAUUUAUCAUGUUUGUUUAUACUUUUUCGUUAGCUCUUACCUAUUUGUGGACAGCUAUAAACAAAAAAACUAGACGUUGAGAUCGGCCGAGAUACAUCACGUAAUCUUUUAAAAGCUUUUGGCGCCGGCAUACCAUUUUUAGCUGUUGAAUUUUACGUGACAAAGUUGUUAUUUUUUUGUGUUCUCCAGAGUAUCGCAGAUUAUUUGACCGAGUUGUUGCACUCACUCAUAUAAAUCUCCGCCGUUUGGAGCUGGGGUCCGAGUCCUGGGCGUCGCAAUUCCGUGAGGCGAUGUCAGUAAAUGGCGGAGAUGUGGAAAAUGCCACUGCCAUCGAUUACGUCAUGCACUUCUUCACCUUUGCUUGGAAGGUGCGAUAGACUUUUAACAAAUCUAUUUUAUGCGUACAGUAUUACUGUUUUCCUUUACCUGUUUAUUGGUCUUAUUUCUAGGUGGCUUUUUCUGUGCUUACAGUGUCCAACUGUAAGUGAGUAGUCGGAAAAUGCGUGUGAUGCGUUAAUUUCCAACAUGUAAUUUUCUUUCUCAUUUUCGGCAGGUUAUCUUCGCCAUAAUUCCCCCUUGUACUUGGCUUGGUGGUUGGGUGACAUUUUGUGUUGCUCUAAUGAUGAUCGGCCUAGUCACCACCAUAGUUGGAGACUUAGCCACCAUAUUUGGAUGUCUAAUCGGACUAAAAGAUGAAGCGACCGCCAUCUUGUUUGUGGCUCUCGGCACCAGUCUCCCAGACUUGUUUGCUAGCAAAACUGCGGCGGUGAAUGAGAAGUACGCGGAUGCGUCUGUAGGAAAUGUCACCGGUAGCAACUCUGUGAAUGUUUUCUUGGGACUGGGAUUGCCGUGGGUGAUUGCUGCGAGUUACCAUAUGGCUAAGGUAAGAAGGAUAUCACUAUCUUGAACUAAAAGGUCGAAUUUUAAGCUUCGAGUACGUAUAGAAUGCGGUAAAGAACUUAAAGAGAGAGAUUGAAACAUUGGCCCGCUAGAAUCGUUCAAGUGGUCAUUUACAGUCCGUGUCAAUCUCCAAGCACAAUAGUACUCCUUUUAAUGGGAAAUUGCGAGUCACCGCCGAGACCAAAAGUAAUAUAUAUGGUCGAUUCAGAUAACGAAAAAACCUUGUUUGAACUGCAACAAAAGCCCUUUGUUUCGAUUUAGGGCUUUUAACUAGUUGUGGAUAUUUUCGUAUUUUUAGCAGCAUUACAGUACAUAUCACGCACAAAUUAAUCUCAUUUUUAUACGAAUGGUUGGGUGCUGGCCUCUCUUUGAAAGAGAGGCCAAAGUUGAUUCGGAAAUCGCGUAUUCUGUGCGCAAGUGUCAUUGAGUAAAAUACUCAAACAGCGAAUAGCGUUGAAGGCACGCUCUGGUUGGCCACUCAAACUCCGGAUAUCCUUUUCUAUUCGACUUUGAGCAACUCGUGUGGGAUUUGCGCACGAAAAUGUAUUAAUCGUUGCAGGAACAAAUGAAUUAAAAUCAUCUUUUUGAAUGUUAUUAUCUCACUGUGUUAGUACAUAAUAAAAUACUCCAUGUCAAUGUUUGUGAACGUAAGUCUGUGAGAUAAUUUUCAUAGCCAAGUGAUUAUUUGCCUAAGGAUGUCUCUUUGUCGUUUUUUUUGUUAAUUGUAGGGCACAGUGUUCGAAGUGAAGGCAGGGACAUUAUCCACAAGUGUUAUCACAUACAGUUGUUGCGCGGUCUUGUGUUUUGUGCUCCUUUUGGUACGAAGAUAUUCAAAAUUUAUGGGCCGCGCUGAGCUUGGAGGGCCAAAUGUUACCAAAUACGUAUCUGGGGUCUUCUUAAUAUUUUUAUGGUUCGUUUACGUUUUAAUUUCUUGCCUCGUUAUUUAUGAGAUAAUCACAUUUUAA